AUCUCGCGUGAAGUGUGUAGUGACAGUCCUUGACUUGCACGUCUCGUUCCAGCGAGUUCUAUUUUUGUUGUGAUUACGUGUUUUUCGGUGGAAAAAUAUUUUUUAUUCUAUUUUAACGCAUGUAAUCGAAAAUCAGAUCCUUAGGUCUCCGCCUUUGAAUCUCUGAAUGAUCAAGGUUUUUUAGUUACUAUACCUAGUUCGACGCUUUUAGACAUUGUGGACUCUUCGAUCGAUUUUUGUGAGCGAUCUUGACUUUUUUUAAACCAUAAAUUAUAUGUAAAUUUGAAUUCUCGUUGAGGAAUCAUAAUCAACCACCAGGAGAAAAUUUUUGGCUCUACUGAAAGUGACAACGUGCGCGUGUUUACAACUCAAAAGACUUUUACAUGGGGAAUUCAUUUAAUCAUCAAUUACUAAAUUCAAAGCAUUUUAAAAUGAACUCUUGCAAAGUCCAAGAUAAAUAUUUCUAGUUUCGAGAUGCUAAAAAUAUCUCGAUCGACCAGUGCGACCUUCCACGUAACAUAAUGACUCGCGACUCUUGGAAAUAAAAUAUUUAGCACUUCUUAAAGAGGUCAGUUUAUAAUUAAGAGCAAAAUGGACAUAUCUUCGAAGUAAGCAAAAAAAGAACGUGAUUAAACAAACAAAAAACAAUGUUGAGAAUUUGCAGCUGCAUUAUUUAGUCAUGGAGGACGCAGCGUCGCUGAAUGGAGGGGACAAUAAUAAAAAAAAUAAUGGUUACUACGAUCUAAUUGGUGAUGGCGAUACAGAUAGCAUGACACCUGGAAAUGAAGUCGAUUCUGAAAAUCGUUAUUUCUUCUCUGAAAAUCAGUGAAACUCGAACAUACACACUGAUCGGGAGAUUUCAGUUAUUCAUAGUCAAUUUUGUGCAAGUGAUCGUGAGUGAAGGAAGAAAAAUAACAUAUAAUAAGGAUAUAUUUUUAAAAAACAAUCAUAAAAUGCAGCGUGAUAUCAUGUUUAACCCUGUGGAUGUGGAUUCUCCAAAAUCGUUGAAACGAUUCCAACCUUUCGCUUUUGUAGGAAGUGAAAGUCCUGUAUUUGGUCAUGAAGCUGGAGCUGUAGGUGGAAGAUUAACAGCCCUUGAACUUCCGAAUGAAAUUUCUGCUCCCUAUGAAGUUCCUCAGUUUCCCAUCGAGCAAAUCGAGAAGAAACUUCUCAUUCAACGACAACUUACAGUCAAAGCUGCAAAGGAUCUGGAGGAGAGAAGAAGUCAUUAUGAACCAUCACUUGGACCAGGAGUUCCAGAUGAUAUCGAGCAUCCCUUCAAACUUGAAGAAAAUGACUUUGUGCCACAUUUCCAACGAGUAUCCAUCUCCGGGGAGGAUACUUCCGGGGUACCACUGGAGGAUUUACAGCAAGCCUCACGGAUGUUGGUACAAGCUCUCGCAAUACGAGAGAAAUACAUGAACAAUUCCAAACAGACCUUUCCAACAAUUACCUCAAGGUUUUUGCGAAGCGUAGAUAAGAGACCUUAUUCCACUGAUGAUGAGGUUCAACACGAUGAUCGAAAAUGUAUCAAAGGGGCGAGUGCAACUUCUUUCGAGAGAGAAUUCUCAGAGAUUCGCUCUGAUGCAGACAUCGACGCCGUCAUCAAGAACGUGCCUCUGACAGAUCAUCCAGUGCAUGCGCCAGCUUCUCGCGGAGAUCCCUGGGCCUGUGAAUUCCCUCCGUCGAAGAACUACAAAAUUGCACCUAUCAACGGUGUCUUCAAUUUAUACGCAAAUGAGGAGGACCUCGCUAAUAAGAAACCAGUGCCAUAUUCUUAUCCGGACUUGGCAACCUUCGUUGGAGACAUGAACAUCCUUUGUGCGAUGAUAGCCGAUGGACCAUUGAAAUCCUUUUGUUAUAGAAGAUUAAGUUAUCUCUCCUCUAAAUUUCAAUUGCACGUUCUGCUCAACGAACUCAGGGAACUCGCGAGUCAGAAAGCUGUACCUCAUCGAGACUUUUACAACAUUAGAAAGGUGGACACGCAUAUACACGCAGCAUCUUGCAUGAACCAGAAACACCUACUCAGAUUCAUCAAGAAGACUUUGAAGAAUCACGCAGAUGAGGUCGUUACUUGUUCCAAAACUGGAGAGACUAUGACACUUCGCGAAGUCUUCCAAUCCAUGAAUUUGACGACCUACGAUCUCAGUGUUGACAUGCUCGAUGUUCAUGCUGACAGAAACACGUUCCACAGGUUCGAUAAGUUCAACGCAAAGUAUAAUCCAAUUGGUGAGAGUCGUCUCCGCGAAGUUUUCCUCAAAACGGAUAAUUACCUCAAUGGGAAAUAUUUCGCGAGGAUAAUCAAAGAGGUGGCGAGUGAUCUCGAGGAGUCAAAGUACCAGAAUUUGGAACUCCGUCUCUCCAUUUAUGGCAAGAAUCCUGAUGAGUGGGACAAAUUAGCCAAAUGGGCUAUCGAGGGUGACGUUUCUUCGGACAAUGUUCGCUGGUUGAUUCAAAUUCCAAGAUUAUACGACAUCUUCAAACUUAACAAACUCAUGACGAACUUCCAAGAGAUACUUGACAACAUUUUCUUGCCUCUGUUCGAAGUGACCAAUGACCCUAAUACGCAUCCCGAACUUCACAAGUUCCUUCAAUACGUAAUAGGUUUCGACUCCGUGGAUGAUGAAAGUAAACCGGAGAAUCCUCUUUUCGACAAAGACGUUUGUCCCCCAGAGAAGUGGGAGGAUAUUGAAAAUCCACCCUACGGUUAUUAUCAGUACUACACAUACGCCAAUAUGACAGUACUUAAUCAUUUCCGAGCGGAGCAAGGAUUGAAUACAUUCGUUCUGAGGCCUCAUUGCGGAGAAGCAGGGCCGAUUCAGCAUUUAGUUUGUGGCUACAUGAUGGCCGAAAAUAUCUCCCAUGGUCUUCUACUCCGUAAAGUUCCCGUUUUGCAGUAUCUUUACUUCCUGGCGCAAAUAGGAAUCGCGAUGUCGCCCCUGAGCAACAAUUCGCUCUUCCUUAAUUAUCAUCGGAAUCCCCUUCCGGAAUAUUUAGCCAGGGGGUUGUGUGUUAGUCUUUCUACGGAUGAUCCGCUUCAGUUCCACUUUACUAAAGAACCUCUGAUGGAAGAAUACAGUAUUGCUGCUCAAGUUUGGAAAUUGAGUUCAUGUGACAUGUGCGAGCUCGCAAGAAAUUCUGUCAUUAUGAGCGGAUUCCCACAUAAGAGCAAGCAAUAUUGGCUUGGGCCGAAUUACACGAAAGAAGGAGUCGCAGGAAACGACAUAACGAGAACCAACGUUCCAGAUAUUCGAGUUGCCUAUCGAUAUGAGACUUUGGUAGACGAGCUCUCCAAUAUCUUCAAGGUGGUCGAAAAGCCUGACGGAUUCUAGCGUUUAAGUCCCUCUUAUAUUUUGUCCAUUGCCGCCAGCAGAUUUGCAAUUUAAUUUUCAAAUUGCUCUCAAUUUACACAGAUCACGUCAAUCCCGAAGAUCAAUGAAUCUAACCAUCUUGUCUUUCCAUGAUUGUGAUCCACCUUCCUAAGUUUAAACAAUUCCACUCCCGGAAUUUGUCCUGCGCUUUGCGGCAUUUAAUUUUCUCCGCUAAAAUUACAAAUUUCGGAUAAUUCCGCUAAUAUCAUUACGUCAAUAGUGAGUUUCUAUUUUAUCGUGGCUGUUAAACUGUAUUUAGUAUAAAAAGGAUUCUAGUGUUAUAAAACAUUACUUAAUCUAUACAAAUAAUUAAUUGAAUGAGUGAAACCUACGGCUGACCAAAGUAGGUUUUAGGAACUGUUGUAAGUUAUACAGUUGCUGCUAAUUGUAAGAGUAGAUAGUGGCUGUAACAAAACUUUUAAAAAAAUUGCAAAUAGCCAGCAUUAUUUACGAAGCAUAAUAAUAUCCGAGAAAUCGAAUGCAGCUAUGUUAUAGUUGUACCUUAUUAUUUUUUUUACUGUUUUUGUACGUUUAUACGGUCAUCGUACAAUUAUUUUUAUUUCAUUUUUAUUUUUAUUUUUAUUGCAGUUAUUUUGCGAUUAAGUUAACUCCUGCUAGUUCUUUACCGCCAUCGAAAAAAAGACAAUACAGAUAGAUAAAUCAAGCGAAUUUAAAAUAUUUUACUCUUUAUUUAAUGUUAGCCACAGGGGAUUCGCACUCUUGAUAACUGCUCGGGUUUAAAAUCUAAUGCAUGCGGUUUGUCCUAAAUAUUAUUAGCGUUAAGAAUUGCAAUUAUUGUGGAAAAAAGAGUGUAUUUAUUGUAAGGAAUAUAUUCUAUAGAGAAAAUGCCUAUAAAAAUGAAUAUUCAUAUUUUCAA
Molecule: messenger RNA, 4248 nt
Organism: Belonocnema kinseyi
Lineage: Eukaryota; Metazoa; Arthropoda; Insecta; Hymenoptera; Cynipidae
Gene: AMPdeam
Product: AMP deaminase 2
Exons: 14
Coding region: 783-3332 (849 amino acids)
Biological process (GO): IMP salvage; AMP metabolic process
Cellular component (GO): cytosol
Molecular function (GO): AMP deaminase activity
Source: RefSeq, a predicted model, not a curated record